Molecule: messenger RNA, 4096 nt
Organism: Humulus lupulus (European hop)
Lineage: Eukaryota; Viridiplantae; Streptophyta; Magnoliopsida; Rosales; Cannabaceae
Exons: 3
Coding region: 1306-2568 (420 amino acids)
Biological process (GO): DNA integration
Molecular function (GO): nucleic acid binding
Source: RefSeq, a predicted model, not a curated record
CACUCUGACGAUAAAUGUAAAGGACAAAGAGCAGAAUGAAGCGGAGCAUGGACUCAACAAAAAUACAUUAAUCCUAAAUAAGAACUCCCACAAAGGUUCUAAUGUGCAAAUCUCUCUUAAGAAAUUAGCAAAUCUUGGAUGGGAUUGUGGGAAUAACGUGAAGGAAAAUGUGGGCCAACCAAAACCAUGAAAGAAGAAGAUUGGAAGAAAGGUUUGCAAGAUUACAAAAUAAAGCUAGCCUAAGGAGUUUCUUUUUCAAAGUGUCUUUAAUUUGUGUUUUGUGAAAAUUCUAAGGGGGUCUUAUGUUUAAACAAAUCUAAAGAUCAGUCAGAUCUAUUUUAAGUUUUAUAGUCCUUAUUAUCAUGAAUAAAUUUGUAUUCCAAUUAAUGUUUCAUUAAUUUCAACUCAUAUCCAUAAUAUGUCUUAUGCACAAAAUUUAAUAGUAGAAUAGUUAUGUAUUAAUGAUAACCAUAGUUAGUUUUCUCUUAAGUAUUCCUAACUGUACUUAGUUUUCUGUUUUAGAAUUAGUUUGGGUUGUAAAUUUUGUUUAAAAACAGUUUUCUUUUUUGUAAUCUAGAGCUGUAUAAAUAAGAUCUCUUUCUUUCAGAAGAUUGCUAAGUUGAAUAGUAAUCUCUUCUGAGUGAUUUUUCUUCAAAUCUCCUAAAUAGAAAUUUCUUUCAUAAACUGCUUUAUGGUAUCAGUGCCCUAGACUUACGUCUCCAUAGCUUCUUCUACAUCUCCUUCUUCGUCCGAUCAGCCCCUGCUCCUUCUACGAUGACAGCGACGGCGAACAAUUCUCUGACGGUGGUCUCUGGUUCUAUCGCAAAUCCCAUGCCUCUUCACGCAUGGAACCCUUUCUACAACUCUCUCACUUCAUUGCUCCCUCUCAAGCUGGAUUAAACAAAUUUUCUUGCUUGGAAAUAACAGGACGUUCCCACUGCGAUUGGACACGAUCUUGAUGAUCUCUUGUUCAGCAACGUCUCUCCCACUCAGAAAUUGGUUAAUGGUGAACCUAACCCUGCGUAUACACAAUGGAAACGGAAGCAUCAACUACUGUUGUCUUGGCUCAGAUCCUCAAUGACUGAAAGGAUUCUUGGAUCUGUGGCUACAUAUACUACCUACUACUCGGUCUGGCGUGCCCUUGAACAGAAGUUUUCAAGUCAAUCAAAAGCACGUCUCCUACACCUUAAGGGUCAACUAAGCAAUAUUUAGAAAGGUAAUCUUUCCAAUUCUGAUUAUGUUGGCAAAGUUAAAUCAAUUUGUGACAGCUUAGCAAUUGCCGAUUGUUGUAUUGAUGACAAAGAUAUGGUCUUGCAACUCCUCAACGGUCUUGGUCCCGAGUUUUAUCCUGUAGUGUCGGGUAUUACCUCUCGUGAUGAUUCUCUUACUCUGGAAUCGAUUCAAGCACUAUUAAUGGCUCAUGAGAGUCCUCUUGAACGUCAUCAAACUAUGUCUGAUCUCUCCAACAAGAUGGAUGCCAAUAUUACUUUUGGUCCUUCAAGAAAUGGACCCUUCGCUGCUUACAGAUCAACUUACAAUUAUGGUCGAAGUUCUAACUAUGAAUCUGCUUCAAGAAACACUAGUCGAGGAUUUUCUCGAGGCCCUCCUAUCUCUGUUAAACUUCUUUGUCAAGUCUACUUGAAAAGUGGUCACACUGCUGCAGUUUGUCAUUAUAGGUUUGAUAAAACCUUUAUCACUCCAAAGGCAGGCACUACUCAACCACGUGUGUAUCUCAUUGAGCAAGAAAUUGCAUACGACCCUCAAGCUUAUGUCACUUCUUCUCUCCCAAACUUUGGUGAUGAUGGGUGUUGGAUGCAGACACAGGCGCCACCAAUAAUGUUGCAUAUGGGAUGGAACAUUUGGACUCUGCAGUUCCUUUUACUAGGAAUGAAACUCUCGUUGUUGGUGAUGGACAAGCAAUCGGGGAGAGUCUUGCUAAAACGGAAGGUUAGGGAUGUUUUGUAUAUGCUUGGUGAGGAUACUCAAAGUUCACAAAGGACUUCUCUGGAAUGUCAUCUAGAUUUGAACCAUGUAUUUUCUUGGGUUAUUCUCUUCAGCAUAAGGGGUAUUUUUGAGAGAAUGCAGCUGGCAGAAUUAUUAUUUCUCGGAAUGUGGUGUUCAAUGAAACUCAGUUUUCACCAUCACUACCUUACUCAGGUACAAUCUUAUACCUCCUCUCAUUUUCCUACUGCUCAAUUUCAUACAACACCAAUAUAUCCAGCUACUAAUUAUGCUCUUAUUGGUGUCAACUUUGGUGUGCACACUGAGAAUCACUAUGCAUCAACACCAUCUAUACCUCAUGCAGCUACUAUGCAACCAAAUUCAGAUUCUACUCAAGCUCCAUCAUGUCUGCCACCUACUAUUGUGUCAUCCGCUGCUCCCCCUAUGACACUCGUUGAUAAUGUAAACCAAGUUGUAGCUCCACCUCGUGCUCAUCCAAUGACAACUCGAUCCCAAAGUGGCAUCUACAAACCAAAGGCCUAUCUUGCAACAAAUCACCCUCUUUCAGAGUCUUUACUUCCAACUGAACCAUCUUCUGUAAGGACAGCUCUCAAAGAACCGCGCUAGUUUGCCUCUAUGAAAGAUGAGUACAAUGCUUUGAUGAAACAAGGUACUUGGACUUUAGUUCCUCAUGACUCAAAUAUGAAUGUCAUUGGUAACAAAUGGGUUUUUCGAGUUAAAUUGAAAGCAAAUGGGACCUUGGACAAGUUUAAAUCAAGACUGGUUGCCAAAGGAUAUUCACAAGCACCAGGAAUUGACUAUGAAGACACAUUUAGUCCAGUUGUAAAACUAGCCACAGUUCGUACAGUUCUCACCUUGGUUGUUUCAACUAAUUGGGAAGUAAAGCAACUAGAUGUAAGUAAUGCUUUCCUAAAUGGUACCUUAACUGAAGUGGUGUACAUGCAGCAGCCCCAUGGUUUUAUUGAUUCAUCCAAGCCUAGUCAUGUAUGUAAGCUACACAAGGCUUUAUAUGGAUUAAAACAGGUCCCUGGAGCUUGGAAUGACAAGCUCAAACAUACUCUAUUUCAGUGGGGUUUCCAUGCCUCCAAAUAGGACUCUUCGCUCAUUAUUUUUGGUUCGGGAUCUCAGCUUGUUCUUCUCCUUGUAUAUGUGGACGACAUUCUCAUUACGGCCCCAAAUAAAAACCUUAUUACCAAGCUUGUUGCUGAUAUGAAUGCUUCCUUUUGUUUAAAGGACUUGGGCUCUCUUCAUUAUUUUCUUGGAGUGGAGAUUCAUCGAAAAUCAGUAGGUAUGUAUUUGUCUCAAACAAAGUACAUCAUAGACUUACUUGUCAAGCUUCAUUUUGAAGGUGCUAAACAUUGUUCCAAUCCUACUAGUUCCACACACAAGCUGUCACUUACUAAUGGAGCUCCCUUUGAAGAUAUUACCUUGUAUAGAAGCACUUUGGGUGCUCUACAAUAUCUCAUGCUCAUGCGGCCAGAUGUUGUAUUCAUCAUCAAUAAACUAAGUCAGUUUAUUCAUGCUCCAAUAGUGGUUCACUGGGAAGCAUGCAAGCGGUUGCUGUGCUACUUAAAAGGGAUUGUUUUAGAGGGAUUACUCAUCUAGCCAGCUUCUCUUAUGAGUUUACAAGGAUACUCUGAUGCAGAUUGGGCUAGCUGCCCUGAUGAUAGGAGAUCCACGGGUGGUUAUGCUAUGUUUUUAAGAGGCAAUCUCAUCUCUUGGUCUGCUAAGAAACAACAUGUUGUUGCUCGUUCAAGUACAGAGAGUGAAUUUAGAUCUUUGGCUAAUGUUGCUGCUGAAAUAAAAAUGCUAGUUUCCAUGCUAACUGAGUUGCAAGUCUCAUUGCAUGAAUGCCCUGUCUUGUGGGUUGAUAAUCAGAGUGUUGCUGCUUUGGCUGCUAAUCCAGUGUUUCAUGCUCAAUGUAAACAUAUUGAAAUAGAUCUACAUUUCGUAAAGGACCAGAUUAUUGCAAAACAACUCUCUGUUCGCUAUGUACCUUCUGUAGAUCAAGUAGUUGAUGUACUUACUAAAUCUCUUUUUGUGGAUUGCUUUGUGUAUCUUAAGUCCAAACUUAAAGUGGUUUCUACCCCUUUUCAUAUGAGGGGGAUGAUAACCAUAGUUAGUUUUCUGUUAA